Molecule: messenger RNA, 2661 nt
Organism: Betta splendens (Siamese fighting fish)
Lineage: Eukaryota; Metazoa; Chordata; Actinopteri; Anabantiformes; Osphronemidae
Gene: slc3a1
Product: solute carrier family 3 member 1
Exons: 10
Coding region: 622-2661 (679 amino acids)
Biological process (GO): amino acid transport; carbohydrate metabolic process
Source: RefSeq, a predicted model, not a curated record
UGUCCUGGGACGGGCCCUCACCCUGUGACCCAAUGACCUUCCGGUUCACACCCACAAUAACACAGAGUUUUUCACAUGUACUUGUUUAAUAAUACGUACAAACAUGCUGAACCAUUUUCUACAUCAGGUCACCCAAGAUGAAGCAGAACCUGUACUGGUAGGUCAUCCAGUAAUUGUUUACAUAUUACAGUGAACAGUGUCUCAAGCUAAAAUUUAGCCUUCUUCAACAGAACACUGAUGUCAAGCAGUUCACAAAAAACUUUAACUGUUUAAAGGUACUGAUCUUAUAAGACAACCUACACAGAACUGGCUUAUAAAUUUUAAACCCAGACGCCGGUAAAGUUAAUUCUUCACCCAUCACACUGGCCUUAGGUUCACUGCGGUAACUUAUUCUAACCUCCAAUCAUUCCCAUCCAGCUCCAGUUUCCCACAUUCCACAGGUGGCACUGCUGAGUGUGUGUGUGUGUGUGUGUGUGUGUGUGUGUGUGUGUGUGUGUGUGAGUGAGUGAGGGAGAGAGAGACUGGCUUUAUAGGGUGUGUGACACUCCCGGAGCAAUUAGACCCUUUGGAUCAGUGUUUCUGAAGAAGCGCUGCACCAGCAGGUCCUUCCAACAGUAAACGAUGCGCUUUAAAAAGAGCAGCGGAAGCCUGGAGCUGGGCGAAUGCAGCCGGAACCCGGGCUUCCAGGACGCGGAGGGCGACGGCUCGGCGCCGGACGCCGUCAGCGUGGAGCCCGCGGAGAAGCCGCAGGACGGCGCCGAGGCGUACACGCAGAUCAAGCCGUACGCCGGCAUGCCCAAGGAGGUCCUGCUGCUCCACUCGUCCCGGGCUCGGUACCGGGUGCCGCGCGAGGUCCUGUUCUGGCUGACGGUGGCGUGCACGCUGGCGCUGGUGGCGCUCACCGUCACCGUGAUCGCGCUGUCGCCGCGCUGCCUCAGCUGGUGGCAGGCGUCCCCCGUGUACCAGCUGUACCCACGCUCCUUCAAGGACUCGGACGGAGACGGGGUGGGGGACCUCAGAGGAAUCAAGGAGCAGCUCAAUCACUUCCUCUACCUGAACAUUAAGUCGGUCUGGAUCAGUCCCUUCUAUCGCUCCCCCAUGAAGGAUUUCGGUUACGAUGUGGAGGACUUCCGAGACAUCGACCCGCUCUUUGGAACCAUGCAGGACUUCGAGGAGCUGCUGGCUGAAAUGCACAAUAAAGGCCUGAAGCUAAUCAUGGAUUUCAUUCCCAACCACACCAGCGAUCGACAUCGCUGGUUCAACCUGAGUCGGCUGAGGGAUCCUCACUACGAGGACUUCUACGUGUGGACCGACUGCAGUGCAACUGGACCAAAGCCUAAUAACUGGGUGAGCGUCUUUGGGAACUCGUCAUGGACCUAUGAUGAAGUUCGGGGACAAUGCUACCUGCACCAGUUCCUCAAAGAGCAACCGGACCUGAACUUCAGAAACCCACUUGUUCACCAGGAGAUGACCGACGUUAUUCGCUUCUGGCUGGAGAAGGGAGUGGACGGCUUCCGCAUGGACGCCGUGAAGCACAUCCUGGAGGCCGCGCACCUGAGGGAUGAGCCACAGGUGGACUCAAGCAAACCACCAGAGUCUGUGACUACAGAGUGGGACCUGUUCCAUGACUACACCUACAGUCAGGUGGGCUUACACGACCUGCUGAGGGACUGGAGGGCAGAGCUGGACGCCUACAGCCGCGAACCGGGCCGAUACAGGUUCAUGGUGACAGAGUCCUACGAUUACCAGGAAAUAGAGAAGACCAUGUUGUACUACGGCACGCGGCUGGUUAAAGAAAGCGACUUCCCCUUCAACUUUUACCUGCUGGACAUUCCUCAAAACACCAGUGGCUCAUGGGUUCAACAUCUGGUCCACCUCUGGAUGUCCAACAUGCCCAAAGGAAAAUGGCCGAACUGGGUGAUUGGGAACCACGACAAACCUCGAAUCGCCUCCAGCGUUGGUCCGCUCUACACCCGUGUGCUCAACAUGUUGCUGCUGACCCUCCCAGGGACGCCCACCACCUACUACGGCGAGGAGAUCGGCAUGGAGAACAUUAACGUCACACAGAGCGAGAUACAGGACCCUGCUGGCAAAUACAACGCGAGUGCCAGUCGAGACCCUCAACGGUCUCCAAUGCAGUGGAGCAGUGACAUGAACGCAGGCUUUAACAACCAAACUAACAUCACCUGGUUGCCUUUACAUCCAGACUACGCAAGUGUCAAUGUGGAGGCGCAGAAAAAAGAGGAAGGUUCUGUUUUGGCCCAGUACCGCUUCCUGAACACGCUGCGUCAGUCAGAGCUGGCCCUUCACCGCGGGUGGUUCUGCUACAUCCACACUGACGCCAGAGUCUUCUCGUACCUCAGGGAGCUGGAUGGGCUCAAUGCAGCUUUCCUCAUGGUCCUGAACUUCGGGAAAGAGUCUGCCGUCACAGACCUUUCGUCUGUUCGGGAAUUGCCAGAUCAGAUGACGGUGCUGAUGAGCACAAGCCAAGUCAGUAAUGGCAAGGUUGUGCAAAAGUCUCGCAUCCCGACGGAAGCAGGGGAAGGUUUGGUGAUUCAGUACUACACCAGCACUCGGUUUAACCCCAACCACCCCAAACAGUGUUACAUCUCUGAGAAGGCGUGUUAUUUGGGAGUCAUGGACAUUCUCUAUAAAUGCUAA